AUGAAUCAUAGGGCAAUACGACCAUCCAGUGCUUAGCAAAAUAUGUCCCAUAUAAGUGAUAAGAAUGUAUCCUUUCAUAAGAAGUACUAUAAUUCAUUUACUCUUAGUCCUUACAAGUAGCCAAAUGUAUAGAACGUUUCAUCAUACAAGGCCAAGGAGAGCGAAAAAUUAUUUGAAGAGAGCCUUUAACUUAAGCUUUUAAUGAACUAAUUGAAAGAUGAGAAUAUUAAACUAAGAACCAGAAACACUAACUUAGAAGUACGAUUGCAAUAAUCAUCUAGAAAGACUUAUAAAAAUGUUAAAAAAUUAUAGAAGAAGUAGAAACUACUGGAAAUAUGAAAAGAUUUUAUGCUAAACCAAGCACUGAUAAUUAAAUGAUCCUCAGUUUCAAAGGUUAAAUUAAAGAAUUGCGAUAAAACCUUGAUUAAAGAGAAUAGGAAAUGUUAGCUCUCAAAAAGACAGCUAAGUAUACUAAACUCACAGAAAUGGAAAUUGAACGUAAAAUGCUCUAAGAUGAAACCAUUCGAUUAAAAUAAGUUAUAGAUGAACUGAUACAAUAAAAUUUAUAUGCUUAAUAAAAAGAGCAUGAUUAAUAAAAAUUAUAGGAUAUGAUUUCAUAAAGAGAUAAUCUUAUUAAAUAAAUGUAGUAAGAUAUUGAAUCAUUUGAAACAGAUAACAAAAACCUUUAAUCGCAAUUAGAGAAGCUCAUCUCUGCUUAUCAAGAUCUUGAUAAAGAAUACACAAAACUUGAUCAAAAUAUGUAGACUAAAAUAAAAUAAAAGGAUAAGUAAAUAGUAGAGCUCAAAACCUAACUUAAAAGAUUAAAAGAACAGUAUGAAAAAGAAAAGAAAUUGUUAUAAUAACCUAAAUUUAGUCCAACUCUUAAAACACACAAUAAAGUAGCAACUCGCAUUUAAAGUGCUAAACCACCAGAACAGAUUACAAAGCCAAUUCAAUUAGAUGAAAUAACUUCUAUCAUAGAAGAAAUUAAAUAUAAAUUGAUCGCUUUAUCACUACAUUCGAAAUAAAUCGAUACUUUACUAUUCAAUUAAUCAACAUAAUAAACUUCAAUAGGAUAGUUGACUGAUAAACUAAUAAAUGAUCCAUUUUUCCUAAAUAAAAAUGAUGCUAACAAUUUUGCUCGAUUUUUAAUAGAAUCUCCAUAAUAAAGGUACCCAUACACUCCCAAUUUAUCAAUAGCCUAAGAUAAUGGAUUGAUAAGAGGUAUGUUUUUUAAAGCCAUUGGAUUUUGGCCUUGUUAUGAUUAAGUUGAAAAGAGAGUAGUGGAAUUGUGCUUAGCCAAACUAUUCUAAGGAUCUCUCAGUCAAGUAGAAAAAGUAAUGGGCAAAAAUGUUUAUAAAAAAAAGGAUUUUAUAACUUAAAUUUAAAAAAUACUGCAAAAAAAAUAGAUCAGAGAAUUGGAACUCACUUAUUUAAUUUCGAAAGUACCAUUUAUUUCAUGAUUAGAUCAUAUUGUAAUCCAAAAGUCUCAGUACUUUAAAAGGAGAUGUACUUGUAAAAUACUUAAGAGAAUUGGAAAAGUUAGAAAAUGAGGAGGAUAUUCGAGCUGAGGAUCUGCAGUAAUAUUAUGACAGUUUAGGGUAAUUUCAAUAAUUAAUUAUAAAUUUAGAUAAGAUAAAGGAUUCUUUUUUUAUAAAUAGUUAAGAAGCAAGUAAGAAUAAAUGAUAGCAUUAUUGGAGACAAAGGAAGGCAAAGUCGAGGAAAUAGAGAUUAUUUAAAUGAAUGAUGGGAUUCCAUAGAAGUCAAUUUAAGAAUAUAUAUACUAAGGGGGAUUAGUAAGAAGUCACUCUGAUCCAGGUCCUUUAUAACUAAUUCUAAUCCAAAAGAAUGAGGAGGAAGAGGAAGAGGAAGAAGAAGAGAAUUAUGAAUAAUAGGUAUAAAAACAUUACUAAAAUCAAUAACAAUAUGAAAAAAAAUAAUAUCCAUAUAAUUUUGAUGAAUAAGACAGGGAGUAUGAAAAUAAUGAAGAAGAGAAUGAUGAUUAUUAGCAGGAUUUAAACAAUGCUCAGAUUGAAGAGUAAGAUUAAUAUUAGGAAGAAGAUGAUGAUUACAAUAUAAAUGUUGAUGGAGUCUUUGAGGAAGAUAGUGAUGAUGAGAAUGAUUAGUGGGAGAAAGUAGAAAAUAAAGGCAAUUUUCCAGUUCGAUAAGAGUAUAUAUUGAAUUUAUAGGAAGUCGAUAAAUUCCAAAUAGUAGGCCAACAUCCAGUUAUGUAAAUAAAGUUAACAGAAGUAAUAGCGAUGUAAAGGCUAGUUUGGCUUCAGAAUUGCAUCCAACUAAAGAAAUAAAUGAAGAAGGUAUGGCUGUUAUUAAUUAAAUCUUUAGAAUAUAUGGAGGAAUAAUUUGAAGAAGAAAAUUGA
Molecule: messenger RNA, 2378 nt
Organism: Paramecium octaurelia
Lineage: Eukaryota; Ciliophora; Oligohymenophorea; Peniculida; Parameciidae
Source: the annotation of a GenBank genome assembly